GCGGGGGUAGGAUGCAAUCCACGUCCGUCUCUGGUUCCGGGUCCCAACCAAGCCACGCCCUAAAACAGUCUUCUAACAGUCUUCUCACAGACAUCACAGCGUCCUGGAGUGGCUUUUCUCAUCGUUUCAGCUAUGGACGGAGGAACUUCGACAGACGGGGGAGAACCCAAGGCCUCCGCUCAUCUAAAACCAGAGGAGCUGGUUGCCAAAGCAAUAGCUCCCGUCAAGAGGGAAUAUCUUCGUCCUCCGCCUCUCCGCCCUUGUUCUUCUUCUCUACCGUCCGACGAGAAGGACGGAACCGCAUCCAACAAUGACAAAUCUUCUUCAACUGCCGUCGUAGUAAAAGAGAAGAAGUCCAAGAGGCAGUUGAAGAGAGAGCGCCAACAGGAACAAAAAUCUGUGCUAAAUAUUUGUCCUGAGAUAGCAAAGACUGGAAAUGUCAAUGCUUGUUGUUAUGAUGGGAAAUGCCGUUUCAGCCAUGACUUGGAAGCCUUCCUUGCUCAGAAACCGGCAGAUAUACAAGGAGAUUGUCCUUUUAAUUCCAAAGAGUCAUGUCCUUAUGGGAUGGCAUGUAGAUUUUCUGGUACACAUAAAACUAGUAUUGCCACAGAAACUUCGAACGUUCAGAAGAAAAUCUCUGAAAUGAACGGGCUGAACAAAGAUGUGCAGAAACUCUUAUGGAAGAAUAAAAUGAGUUUUCCUCGGGCAGAUGCUGAGCUCAAACGCCUUGGGCUUUCGGUGAAGGACAAUGCAAAGGCAAGAAAGGUAGACGUUGAUCAGGAGGAAGGUAGUCGAGUGAUUCCAAACGGAUUGGAUGCUCAACAAAAGGAUGAUAACAGCAAAAUGACCUGUGACUGUGUUAAUGAAGUAGAAGACUUUGCAGAUAGCAGCACGGGAAAGGAUUCUGUGGAUGAUACUUCUGCUAUUGACGAUACUCGACCUUUGAAGAAGGCAAGGAAUACAGUUGAUGAAAAAAGCUGCUCCAGUCAAAUGGAUAAUGGAAUUACACCCCCAGAAAGAGAAUUGGAAGCUGCACGGACUGAACCUCUGGACAUAACUACUGAUCCUUCUUGCUCACCAGAAUUUGUUUCGAGUCUAAAAUUAAAUGCACGUGAAAAGAAGAUCAUUGAUUUCAGAGGGAAGCUGUAUUUGGCGCCUCUGACUACAGUCGGGAAUCUUCCUUUCAGGAGGGUUUGCAAGUUCUUAGGAGCUGAUAUCACUUGCGGUGAGAUGGCUAUGUGUACAAAUCUCCUGCAGGGGCAAGCUUCAGAGUGGGCAUUAUUAAGGCGACAUUCAUCCGAGGAUCUAUUUGGGGUACAGAUAUGUGGGUCAUAUCCAGAUACUGUGGCUCGUACUGUUGACCUUGUAGAAAGUGAAUGCACAGUUGAUUUCAUAGACAUAAAUAUGGGUUGUCCAAUUGAUAUUGUUGUUAACAGAGGUGCUGGAUCCUCACUUCUUACGAAACCUUUGAGGAUGAAGAAUGUUAUUCACUCAGCUUCUUGCACAGUGGACAAACCUCUGACCAUUAAGGUACGGACAGGUUAUUUUGAAGGGAGAAAUCGCAUUGAUUCAUUAAUUGCAGAUAUUAGCAACUGGGGAGCCAGUGCAGUAACGAUACAUGGCAGAUCACGACAGCAGCGCUACAGCAAGCUUGCUGAUUGGGAUUACAUCUACCAGUGUGCAAAAAAGGCCCCGGAUGUUUUGCAAGUAUUGGGGAAUGGAGACAUAUUCUCAUACACUGACUGGAACAAUCACAUUUCUGAAUGUCCUGAGCUCUCUACAUGCAUGAUUGCUCGAGGAGCACUAAUUAAGCCAUGGAUAUUUACCGAGAUCAAGGAACAGAGGCAUUGGGACAUCACUUCUGGUGAGCGACUAAACAUUCUAAAGGAUUUUGUACAUUACGGCCUUGAACAUUGGGGCUCUGAUACCAAAGGCGUGGAGACAACCAGGCAUUUUCUGUUGGAGUGGCUUAGUUAUACAUACAGGUAUGUUCCUGUUGGUAUACUGGAUGUUAUUCCACAACGGCUAAAUUGGCGGCCGCCUUGCUACUUUGGCCGUGAUGAUCUUGAGACCCUAAUGGCCUCAGAUUCUGCAGCUGACUGGAUACGGUUAUCUGAGAUGUUGCUUGGCAAAGUACCGUCAGGUUUCACUUUUGCACCAAAACACAAAUCAAAUGCAUAUGACAGAGCGGAAAAUGGAUAAUCUUUAUUGUCUUCUCUUGUGGGUGAAGCUGCAAUUGACGUCUCAAGGUGGGUCAGUCUACUUUUUUAGGCUGUGUUUGGAUGCACAAGUGAAAUGAUUCUGUGAACAUUGGGUUUAAUAUAUAGAGGAAAGAGAAGAAAUAAAUGAUGUAUCCUAGAUUCAUAAUGAAAAAGUAGCACGAGAAUUUCAAUUCCAUCUCUUUCUAGUCCCAACCUGGAAAGUGUUAAUACCUCAAUAUGAAUGCUAGGGAAGGAAAACACAACAUUGAUUGUUUCCAUUUAUUAGAUUAAUUAUUGUAAUUCAAUUUGACGUUGCAUUCGAAGACA
This is a messenger RNA of Magnolia sinica, 2528 nucleotides long. RefSeq names its product tRNA-dihydrouridine(47) synthase [NAD(P)(+)]-like. Gene Ontology annotation, molecular function: tRNA dihydrouridine synthase activity; flavin adenine dinucleotide binding; RNA binding. The coding region runs from base 133 to 2202 and encodes 689 amino acids. The transcript is spliced from 10 exons. Lineage: Eukaryota; Viridiplantae; Streptophyta; Magnoliopsida; Magnoliales; Magnoliaceae. Gene Ontology annotation, biological process: tRNA processing. The record is from RefSeq and is a predicted model, not a curated record.